AUGGAUUUUUUUGCUGCCAAUGCAUCUCGCCUUGAGGAGCUCACAAUCGAUGUUGACUCUUUUCCCCGCCUUUUAGCCAAAUGGAGAGACCUCCAGAAAGACUGGAUGAAGGCUAGGAACUUCUUUGCGUUCAAGGUUCUCCAGUUGCAAAAGGGAAACACCGAGAGUCUCUUCCCACGACUCCGCAAGUUAUCUGUCCGUGGCAUCGGUUUCCAAUACGCUCAUACCGAGAUUGCGUAUGCCUUUCAGCUCCAUAAACUCCACGCCUUGAGACUGGAUAGCGCCCACAUUCUAAGGACAGUUGCGGAGAUUGCUGACCACAAAACGAUUCCCAUCAUCUCCCUCAUUAUUAAAGCAGACGAACAGCGGUGCCCAAUCGAACCACAGUUCUUCGCCUUGUCCAUGCCGAAUCUGAAAGAUGUAUUCAUCCGUAUAGUCGCCCCCGAUCAAACUUCGCUCACACCACAUCUAAGAUCGAUCUUCGCCCCCGGGAGAGAAAUCCGCCGAUUCGUCUACCAUCGUCACCUCUAUGUUGCGGGCGACACUGCAUCUGUGUGGGACCCAACCGUGGCCCCCAUGGUCUGGGAUACCGGGGUCGUUACCCUGCUCGGUAACGCAAAUCUCCAAUGCGUCGGGCUCUGUGACCAUUUGCCCUCCCUGAGAUUCCACCUCGUCCAAGACCCCCCCACGACCUGGGAAAUCCUCCACAUCCGCUACCUACCAACGGUGCACGAAGAGUACCACCCGCAUAAUCCCAUCUUCGACCUCGCCCGCGACUUUGAUGUUCCCUUUAACCCGCCACCAACCUCCGUAGUGGACCUGACCCCGUACAGAUCGGAAUUCACAACGGCCGAGAUGACCGAGUUCUUAGCCUUCGCCAACUGGGCUUUUGGUCCGAGCGGGCUACCGAACCUGGAGCUCUUGGUGUUUGGCCGGGUAAAUACAGUGCAUUGGGUUCAGGCCCUUGAACGGUCUCUCUUCUUAACGAGGAACAUGGAUGCUGCGACGCGCGUGAAGUAUCCGUAUCGACAGGUUGGGGCUGGUGAUGAGCGGAUCCGGACGAGGUUUGAGGACAAUGUGGAUUUUCUGACCACGGGAUAG
This is a messenger RNA of Aspergillus calidoustus, 1101 nucleotides long. Lineage: Eukaryota; Fungi; Ascomycota; Eurotiomycetes; Eurotiales; Aspergillaceae. The record is from the annotation of a GenBank genome assembly.